Messenger RNA from Staurois parvus, 531 nucleotides. The record is from the annotation of a GenBank genome assembly. NCBI's taxonomy places the organism in Eukaryota, Metazoa, Chordata, Amphibia, Anura, Ranidae.
AUGGAGGAGCUGCACUUUCAAACACUGCAAAUAAAUUAUGAGGCGCUGCAGCAGGAGAACAAUCUUCUAAAACGAAGAGUACAAGAACUUCAGGAGAUAAAUGAAUCCCAGGCAGAUAAGGUAAAAGAUCUGCAUACAAAGUUGGAGGAGAAGAUUCUGGAGGAGCAGAAGGAGGCACAGGAUUUGGAGUCCAUGGUACAACAGGUGGAGGCCAAUCUUCAAAUGAUGACGAAAAGGGCAUCAAAGGCUGAGAAUCAUGUGACCAAACUGAAGCAAGAAGAAGUGGCUCUUCUCCAGAUUCAGUUGAACACCUACAAAGCAGAGAACGAAGCUUUACGAAGGGGUGAGACAGCCGGAAUGAAUGCUGUAAAACAAAAUGCCAACUUGGCGUUAGAGAACCUGCACAAGGCGGUGAGCGGUGCCCAGGUCUCUAUAAAGCAACUGGUGUCUGGAGCGGAAUCUUUAAAUAUUGUGGCACAGCUUUUAAACUCCAUAGACAAAAUAGCAGAAGUUCAUGAGGACGUUCCCUAA